This is a messenger RNA of Glycine soja, 1670 nucleotides long. RefSeq names its product SH3 domain-containing protein 1-like. Lineage: Eukaryota; Viridiplantae; Streptophyta; Magnoliopsida; Fabales; Fabaceae. The record is from RefSeq and is a predicted model, not a curated record. The transcript is spliced from 11 exons. Gene Ontology annotation, molecular function: protein binding. The coding region runs from base 173 to 1261 and encodes 362 amino acids.
UCUCUCUCCUCUUUCUCUUACAACAUGAUUCAGUUUUCACUUUCAUUCUCAUAACUCAUUCAAUUAUUAUCAUAAUUUAUGUGUUCUGUUUCUGUUCUCUUCUAAGUUACUAUUUGGAAACCUCUCUCUCUCUAGAAAGACCCAGCAAGCCAGGUUGGUAAAGGGGUGAAGAAUGGAUGCUAUAAGGAAGCAAGCAAGCAAAUUGAGGGAGCAAGUUGCCAGGCAACAGCAGGCUAUACUUAGACAGUUGGGCCAAAUUAGCAAUGAACCGCUCAUGACUGAUGAAUCUGAAAUUGAAUGUCUCCAGCAACUUCAAAAGUUAUACACUUCUACAAAGACAGCCAAGCAUUUUCAGCGGCAUAUUGUUCGUGCUAUUGAAGGAUUCAUUUCUGUUAGCUCCAAGCAGAUGGAGAUAGUGAGGAGGAUGGCAAGGGACUGCUGUAAGUAUGGGACUGAGAAUCUAGGUAGUAGUUACCCCCUUGCAAGGGCUUCUCUUCAAUUUGGUAACACAUACGAUACAAUGGAAAAUGAGAGGGAAACUUUGCUCGGGAUCUUGGGUGAUCAGAUCUCUGAGCCACUGCGGGCACAGAUAACAGGAGCUCCUUUGGAGGAUGCACGCCACCUCACUCACCGCUAUGACAAACUUCAUCAAGAGGUAGAAGCCCAGGCUGCUGAAGUUUUGAGGCGCCGAUCAAAGUUGAGGAAUUCUUCUGUUUCUGCAGAGAGUGCUGUGAGGCUUCAAAAUGCAGAAACAAGGUUGAAAGAACUUAAAUCUGCCUUGGCAGCACUUGGUAGAGAAGCAACUGCUGCUAUGUUGUCUGUCGAAGAACAACAGCAACAGAUGACUCUCCAGAGUCUUCGUACAAUGGUGGAUGCUGAGAGAUCCUAUCAUCAGCAUGUCCUUGUUAUUCUAGAGAAACUAUAUACUGAGAUAAUUGAAGAGAGACAACCAAAAGAGGCUACAUCAUUUCCACUGCCAAAAGAUGGAUAUAAUCAACCUGCAGAUGAGAAUGCUAAUUCAAAUGGCAUCGAUUAUAAACACAACAGUCAAACAGGCACAUACUUUUUUGCAAAGGUCAUACAUCCAUUUGAUGCUCAAGCUGAGGGGGAGUUAAGCCUAUCAGUUGAUGAUUUUGUUGUAGUUCGUCAGGUUGGCCCCAAUGGAUGGUCUGAAGGAGAAUGCAAAGGCAAUGCUGGAUGGUUUCCCUCUGCUUAUGUACAGAGACAGGACAUGAUACCAGCCAGCAAGAUAACAGAAUAACUUCACACGAUACCAACAUUGGUCUUUUGAUUAGGUGAGGCAAAAAUUGUAUAUUAUAAUCACGGAAUAGGUGCAGCAUUUGAAAAGCCAUAGCAUGUGCUUGCCAUUAUUUUUGGGUGGUUCUAUCAUCUGUGCAGUAUGUUGUAUAUGUGAGAGCAUAAUUGCAAUAGGAAAUAGCAGUUUGAAUAUUUAGAUUGAUAUAUUAUUGGCAUCUGCUUAAGCCCUUAGGUCAUUUUCUAAGGAACUUAGUUUUCGAGAUGAAAAGCUUAGUAAGGUGGGUAAGUGUUAAUUUUAUGCUGUCCAUAUUCUAUAGCAUUGUUUGUAAUUCUAAAUGAAAGAUAUGGCGAGAAACAUUGUAUUUAAGAAAUCUUCCUAUGCAUCAAUAUGGAAAAAGUAAUUUGUAUCUUUA